Messenger RNA from Kwoniella shivajii, 1989 nucleotides. RefSeq lists its product as uncharacterized. Lineage: Eukaryota; Fungi; Basidiomycota; Tremellomycetes; Tremellales; Cryptococcaceae. The record is from RefSeq and is a predicted model, not a curated record. The transcript has 15 exons. Gene Ontology annotation, molecular function: urea transmembrane transporter activity. Gene Ontology annotation, biological process: urea transmembrane transport. Gene Ontology annotation, cellular component: plasma membrane. Bases 1 to 1989 code for a protein of 662 amino acids.
AUGUCAGAGCAUAUUUUGCCUCAGGGAGCAGGUUAUGGUGUGGUGAUCGGUAUGGGGCUGUUCUUCAGUUUGGUCAUGGUCGGAAUCACCAAAAUGCAAAUACGUUAUACCUCUCACAAAACCUCAUCAGCAGAAGAGUUCAAUUCUGCCAGCAGAAGCGUCCCACCUGGUCUUAUCGCCGCGGGUAUUGUGAGUGCAUGGACCUGGGCAGCUACUUUGCUGCAGUCCAGUGCUACUGCGUAUAAAUUCGGUAUCAGUGGUCCUUGGUGGUAUGCAUCUGGAGCUACUAUUCAGGUCCUACUUUUCGCCAUGAUUGCGAGUAAGCUCAAGCAACAUGCGCCAUACUGUCAUACAUAUUUGGAGAUCAUCCGUGCGAGAUGGGGUCGGGUCGCUCAUUUGACUUUCCUCUGCUUCGGUCUCGCAACCAACAUUAUUGUGUCCACUAUGUUGAUUCUUGGAGGUUCCGCUACUGUCACUGAUCUUACCGGCAUGAACACCGUUGCUGCCUGUUUCCUUAUCCCUCUUGGUGUGUCAAUCUACGUCUUGACCGGUGGUAUGAGAGCGACCUUGAUCGCGGAUUACAGUCACACCCUUGUGCUGUAUUGCAUUCUCAUUGCUUUCGCAUUGACAGCUUAUGGUACUUCUGACAUCAUUGGAUCACCUUCCAAGAUGUGGGACCUUCUCGCCCAAGCAGCUGAGCAGAACCCUAUUGCCGGUAACGCACAUGGAUCCUACCUCACAAUGAGAUCGAAGAGUGGUUUGAUCUUUGGUGUGCUGAACAUUGUCGGUAACUUUGGUACUGUGUUCAAUGACCAAGCUUACUGGCAAAGAGCUAUUGCUUCGGAUCCUAAGACUAGUGUCAAGGCUUUCUUAUGGGGUGGUAUCGCCUGGUUCGGUAUUCCAAUGGGAAUUGCUACUAGUCUUGGUCUAUCAGCAGUGGCAUUAGCACACGGUCCCAACCCAGUGAUUACUCUCUCAGCCUCCGAAGUCGGUGCUGGUCUUCCCGCUGUCAAAGCCGCCGCCGCUCUUAUGGGUCAAUCUGGAGCUAUCGCUAUGCUCAUCCUCCUGUUCCUCGCUGUCACCUCUGCCUGUAGUGCUGAGCAGAUUGCCGUAUCAUCCCUUCUCACCUACGACGUAUACGGUGUCUACAUCGUCCCUAACCCAAGCGAAAAGCAGAUUCUUUGGACCAGUCAUCUCUGCAUUUUCGGAUACAGUCUUUUCAUGGGCGCUAUCGCAACCGCUUUCAACUAUAUUGGUGUCAGCAUGGGAUACCUAUACGAACUUAUGGGUACCAUCAUCGGAAGUGCUGUGGUCCCUAUCGCCCUUUGCAUCACCUGGAACAAGUGCAAUGGUACUGGAGCAGUUGUCGGUGCGAUCUUGGGUUUCUGUGCAGGUAUCGCAGGUUGGAUCGGAGUCACGUCAUCCCUUAAUGACGGUGUAAUCGACGUCACAACCACUUUCGGAGACUAUGAAAUGUUGACUGGGAAUUUAUUGGCUAUCGGUGUCGGUGGAAUCAUCACAGUGGGUUGGUCAUUAAUCAGACCUUCUCAUUUCGAUUGGGAUAUCACUCGAGCCAUCAACAACCAAAUCGAAAGUCCUCCUAUGGAUAACUUCGCGUCGGAUAAAGACAUGUCACCAGGAGAAGGAGACAAGAAAAUGAUGGAUGACAUUCCGCAAUCUGGACCCACCAUCGAAGAACAGCCAGUCGAUCUUACCGAAGAAAACAAAGGUUUACAAAAAGCUUUCAGAUUCGCUGCAUGGUCCGCUUUGACCUUGGUCGUCAUCUUGAUUUUCGUCAUUCCCUUACCGCUGUUCUUCUCUUCAUAUGUCUAUCCAAAAUCCGGCUUUACCGCCUGGGUUUGUGUAUCGCUCAUUUGGCUAUUCGUCGGUCUGGGUAUGGUGGGCAUAUACCCCAUGUGGGAAGCUCGUAGAGGAUUGAUGAAGGUCGGGCGAGGUAUUGCGACGGAUAUUUCUAGGAUCGGGAAAUGA